This is a messenger RNA of Ostertagia ostertagi, 294 nucleotides long. The record is from the annotation of a GenBank genome assembly. Lineage: Eukaryota; Metazoa; Nematoda; Chromadorea; Rhabditida; Trichostrongylidae.
AUGAGGCUCAUUCUACUUCUACUCGUCUUAGCUGUGACAACUCAAGCGGGCUUGCUGGACAUCGGUAAAGUGAAAGAUUUCUUUAAAGGAGGAAAAUACGGCGAGAAAAUUAAAAACGCGACACUCUUGAAGUUCAAGAAGUUAUUCGAAAAAACCGGCAUACUUUCCCUUGGCAGCAAGUUGUCCGAGAUGAGAAGCAAGCUGAUGAAGAAGCUCGAACUCUCAAAACUCAAGAAAGUAGAAGUUGACCGCAAGAUUAAGGAAAUCUUGGCCAAACGAGGGAUGAUACAGUAG